CUUAACAUCAACACCAUUCACCCUUGUCGUCGUCUUGCCCGUCGGGUAUAAAAAAAUGAGUCUAUCUUCAACAUGACUCGACGUGAAACUCUAAUCGCCCGCUCCAUAGUCUAUGCCAUUCUAACGGCGAAAGACGAUGGCAGACCUGCUCGGAAACCUUCUCUCUUAAGAAGAGCUCUUCGCCUCUUCCAUAUUUAUUGGCUAUCCUUCCGACUAGUACGGGAAGAUCUGUUCAGCCUUUUACGUGGCGUAUGGAUGAUCAAUGAAGACAGCUAUAAAGCCAGCUUCAAUGUCAGGAAACAGAUGGACAAGAAGAAUAAAGGUCUCAUUCUAAUACCAAUGGGUGAUAUGGGCUACAGUGGCUCGACAUUCUUCCGCACUCACGACAAUGCCUAUGUGGUGAAAUCAAUUCCUCGACACUUCGAACAUGACUUCUUCAAGAAUGAAUUGCUUAUACCCUACGCCGAUCAUAUGCGCGUCAAUCGUUCCAGUCUACUAGUGCGCAUCACCAACUUUCUCGAGAGCACCCACAAGACUAUAGGCACGCUGUUAGGCCUCGCGCCAGACCAUCACAUCGUCAUGGAAAAUAUAUUGUACGGACAGGACCAAGUCCCAAACUCGAAAUGGGAGUCGUGGGAUUUGAAGCCUAUCUCCUAUUUCUUCCCCGAGAGAGAUAUCGCCGGAGGAGCAUUAGCUUCCGACGCUACCAAGUCCAAGCUUGCCGAUGAAUUCAAAGACAAGAUUCGGCUCUCCGAGGCACAGGCUACCGAAUUUCACCGCCAGAUCGAAAAUGACACUCUUCUUCUUGCGAAACGUAAUGCUGUCGACUAUUCGCUCUUUCUCGUUCGGAUAUCCGCACCGGACGCUCCGGCGGUCGAACCGGAACUCCUGAUCCAGUUGGAAGAGACCGGCGAUGAAUCCACCCCGUCCGUCCAGCCCCCUUUUACACCACCAAAUCCACCGAGCUGGAGGACGGGAGUCGUAUCGAGCGACGGUAGAGAAAUUUAUAGAGCUUCCAUCCUGGAUUUCUUCUGGGCCAAGCACACAGUCCAUGCAAAGGCGAUGACUACGUUAGUCCGAGGCUAUAACCUCAUUGACGACCAAGGGCCGAUGAGCAUCACCACAGAUAGCGAGGAGUACCGAAGCAGGUUUUUAGAUAUGUGCAAGGGGCUCGUGGAAGUACAUGCAUAAUGUUUAAGCAGUCAUUUUCUGGACUUGGUUUACUAUAUACGGUGGCGUUAUAUACAGAGAGGGACUUGGUUAUCGGAUUCUCUUUUCUUGAAGCUGGGCGGGCAUAAAUCUUUAGAUACCCCUAUAUAUCUCUAUUGCUAUGGUCGUUAGUAAUAUCUCAUAAGGCUCUCAUAGUCUGCAAUUUCUUAU
Daldinia vernicosa is the source of this 1380-nucleotide messenger RNA. RefSeq names its product SAICAR synthase-like protein. The transcript has a single exon. The record is from RefSeq and is a predicted model, not a curated record. Gene Ontology annotation, molecular function: phosphatidylinositol kinase activity. Lineage: Eukaryota; Fungi; Ascomycota; Sordariomycetes; Xylariales; Hypoxylaceae. Bases 73 to 1191 code for a protein of 372 amino acids. Gene Ontology annotation, biological process: phosphatidylinositol metabolic process.